Messenger RNA from Condylura cristata (star-nosed mole), 1000 nucleotides. RefSeq names its product transmembrane protein 231 (gene TMEM231). The transcript is spliced from 7 exons. Bases 36 to 986 code for a protein of 316 amino acids. The record is from RefSeq and is a predicted model, not a curated record. Gene Ontology annotation, cellular component: ciliary membrane; ciliary transition zone. Lineage: Eukaryota; Metazoa; Chordata; Mammalia; Eulipotyphla; Talpidae. Gene Ontology annotation, biological process: regulation of protein localization; cilium assembly.
GUCCCGGCCGCUCAGCCGGCUUCCAUGCGGUGCUCAUGGCUCUCUACGAGCUCUACUCUCACCCGGCCGAGCGCAGCUACCGCGCGGGGCUCUGCUCCAAGGCCGCGCUGUUCCUGCUGCUGGCCGCGGCGCUCACGUACAUCCCGCCGCUGCUGGUGGCCUUCCGGAGCCACGGGCUUUGGCUGAAGCGGAGCAGCUACGAGGAGCAGCCGACCGUGCGCUUCCAGCACCAGGUGCUGCUGGUGGCCCUCCUGGCACCCGAGGGCGGUGACUUUCUGGCCUGGAGCACGUUCCCCGCUUUCAACCGGCUGCAGGGGCAUCACCUGCGCAUCCCUCUGAUUUCGACUAGAGAAGAAGACAGGAACCAGGAUGGGAAAAUGGACCUGUUACAUUUUCACCUGGAGCUUCCCCUGCAGUCCACAGAACAUGUGGUUGGUGUACAGCUCAUCCUGACUUUCUCCUACCAGUUGCAUAGGAUGUCGACAUUCGUGAUGCAGACCAUGGCGUUCCUGCAGUCCUCCUUCGCUGUCCCCGGCUCCCAGCUGUACGUGAACGGAGACCUGCGCCUGCAGCAGAAGCAGCCCCUGAGCCAUGGCGGCCUAGACGUCCGCUACAACGUGUCUGUAAUCGAUGGAAGCAGCCCCUUUGCCUCUGACUACGACCUCACCCGCAUCGUGGCUGCCUACCAGGAAAGGAACGUAACCACCAUUCUGACUGACCCCAACCCCAUCUGGCUGGUGGGAAGGGCAGCCGAAGCUCCAUUUGUGAUUAAUGCUGUUAUUCGGUACCCUGUGGAAGUCAUUUCUUAUCAACCAGGGUUCUGGGAAAUGAUAAAGUUUGCCUGGAUCCAGUACGUCAGUAUCCUGCUCAUCUUCCUCUGGGUGUUCGAAAGAAUCAAAAGAUUUGUGUUUCAAAAUCAGGUGGUGACCACAAUCCCUGUACCAGCAGCACCCCAGGGACAGCUGUAUAAGGAGCACUAUUCAUGAAAAAGCCAUUUCUG